UUCGGCUUUUCACCAUAAGCCGAACACACACUUUUGGGUGAUUUUCUUUGAUUUGUAAAGUCCGUCCUUGUCCUAGCAUAUUCGCGUGCAGGUGUGUCUUCGCGAAUAACAAUUAGAGCAACGAAUACCACCAAAGAAAAUUGAUUUUUCCUCUACGUGCCGGCCUUAUACUUAACGCACUUGCAUUAACGCCUACAUGAUACAUGGUUACCGGAAUGCUGAAUUCAACAUGGAUCUUUCGGCCCAAACUAGCUCAUUGCCAAGAAACCCACAAUGGUUAUCUGAAGCGAGCAACUACAGAACAACUAUUGGAGGUAUUCAACAAAUAUGCAACAGUCGAGAAGCAGGGCGAAAAAUAUAUAAACUCUGUAGAAUUCAUAAAAAAUUAUAUCGGUAUAUUGAAUGAACCCUCAAGUGACUUGGAUUCAUUGCGCCUGUUGAGCGGAGUGGUCGACACUAAUAAAGAUGGACUCAUAUCAUUUGCUGAAUUUCAAGCAUUUGAAAGUCUUUUAUCAGAACCUGAUGCAUUGUAUAAAGUUGCAUUUCACUUGUUUGAUAUAAAUGGAAAUGGAGUGAUUUCAUAUGAUGAAUUUGUAUUAGUUAUUAAAAAAACUGAACUUUAUUUGAAAAUACCUUUCAAUUUGGAUAGCCAAUUUAUGAAAUUGUAUUUUGGAGAGAAAAAAAAUCGUUUAAUUAAUUAUUCAGAAUUCGCUCAAUUUUUACAUGAUUUCCAUGAAGAAUGUGGAACAGAAAUUUUUCGUAUUUUUGAUAAAUCUGGUACUGGUUUCAUAUCCGCCAAUGAUUUUCAAGAAAUUAUGCUUUUGUCAAAAAGUCAUUUGUUAACCAGUGGUGUCCGAGAUAAUUUAUUACCAGCUGCAGCUGCGAGUCAAGGAGCACAGCGUGUUAGUUUUCCAUAUUUUAUGGCUUUUAUAUCACUAUUAAAUAAUAUGGAACUAGUGAAACGUAUUUAUUUAAAUGCCAGUAAUGAAAACCGAACACUAGAAAUUACUAAAGAUGAAUUUUUAUAUUCUACUCAAGUUAUGUCUCAAAUUACACCUUUAGAAGUGGAUAUAUUGUUUACCCUAUGUCAUCUAUUACAUCAAAGAGCUGGCAAAAUUGUUUAUAAUGAUUUGCAAUCAAUUACACCAGAACAGUACUAUAAAGAAAUACAUAAUCGUAGAAUAGCUGAAAUCCAUGCAGUAUCUAGCCCAUCAGAUCGAGGAGUUUUUAUUCAAGUAUUAGAGAGUGUGUACCGAUUCACUUUGGGCUCAUUAUCUGGAGCUAUUGGUGCAACAACAGUAUAUCCAAUUGAUUUGGUUAAAACAAGAAUGCAAAAUCAAAGAUCCGGUUCUUUUAUUGGUGAACUUAUGUACAGAAACAGUUUUGACUGCUUUAAAAAAGUAAUAAGACAUGAAGGAAUAUUUGGACUUUAUCGAGGUCUCUUGCCUCAGCUCAUUGGUGUUGCUCCAGAAAAAGCAGCUAAGCUCACUGUUAAUGAUUUAGUUCGUGAUAAAUUACGUCAAGAAAAUGGAGAUUUGACUCUUUCUGCAGAAAUUAUCGCUGGAUCCUGUGCUGGAUUUUCACAAGUAAUAUUUACUAAUCCAUUGGAAAUAGUAAAAAUUCGUUUGCAAGUUGCCGGUGAAAUAGCAUCUACACAAAAAUUAAGUGCUAUUACUGUUAUUAAAGAACUAGGUUUCUUUGGAUUGUAUAAGGGAGCUAAAGCAUGUUUCUUAAGAGAUAUACCAUUCAGUGCUAUUUACUUUCCGGCAUAUAAUCAUGUUAAAAAAGCUUUUGCUGAUGAAAAAGGUUAUAAUCAUCCAUUAUCAUUGUUAGCAGCUGGUUGUAUUGCUGGUAUUCCAGCUGCUUCUUUAGUGACUCCAGCAGACGUGAUAAAAACUAGAUUACAGGUUGUAGCUCGACAGGGGCAAACUACUUAUAAUGGGUUGAUAGAUUGCGCUACAAAAAUUUACUCUGAAGAGGGACCCAGGGCACUUUGGAAAGGCGCAGGCGCUCGUGUGUUUCGUUCUUCGCCACAAUUUGGAGUGACACUUUUGUCUUAUGAAAUUUUACAAAGAUUGUUCUAUGUAGAUUUUGGAGGCUCCCGUCCAUCGGGUUCAGAAAAAUUAGUUUCUGUUCUUGGCGCAGGUGAUGGAAAAACUCCAUCAAACCCGGAUCAUAUUGGAGGGUAUCAUGCAGUUAUUCCAAUAUUAGAAGGAAUAGAGUCUAAAUUUGGUCUUGUUUUUCCAAAAACUAAAUCUGAAAAAUAAUCAUAUCAUACCUAACCUGGCCUUUACACUUACAUUCUGGAAUUUUAAUGAUUGUUAUUUUGUGAUAUUAAUAUUUUUAUCUUCAUACAGUUAAUUUUAUUUAUUUGAUUCAUUGAUUCAAUUUAAUUAAUAUAUGAAAACACAUUUACACGCAAAUGCAAAUUAAGUAAGUUAUUUUUGUUUCCAUCUUUAA
Molecule: messenger RNA, 2460 nt
Organism: Sipha flava (yellow sugarcane aphid)
Lineage: Eukaryota; Metazoa; Arthropoda; Insecta; Hemiptera; Aphididae
Gene: aralar1
Product: calcium-binding mitochondrial carrier protein Aralar1
Exons: 16
Coding region: 204-2267 (687 amino acids)
Biological process (GO): aspartate transmembrane transport; L-glutamate transmembrane transport; malate-aspartate shuttle
Molecular function (GO): L-glutamate transmembrane transporter activity; calcium ion binding; L-aspartate transmembrane transporter activity
Source: RefSeq, a predicted model, not a curated record